This is a messenger RNA of Darwinula stevensoni, 589 nucleotides long. Lineage: Eukaryota; Metazoa; Arthropoda; Ostracoda; Podocopida; Darwinulidae. The record is from the annotation of a GenBank genome assembly.
AUGAGCGAGACACCCAGACGCGUCCCGAUUUUCACGGUCACGUUCGUGGCGGAGGGACGCGUCGGGUGCGUGCGCAGACGGGCCCCGUUCCACGAAACCCCCUGCGAGUCCCCUGUGAGUCCCCUGCGACGCACCCAGAUGAAGUGGCUGAUGGUGCUGUUGUUGGGGGUGGUGGCGUUGAUGGCGGUGCAGGCUGCACCCGACAGUGACCCCAGCCCGGAGGAGCCUGCUGCCACGCCGGAGGCGAAUAACGAGGCGAAUGAGGCUCCGGAGACCAGCCCCGAAGGUGCACAUCCUGAGGAUGGGCACGAUCACGAUCACCAGAAGAGCGGGGCCGCGAUGCCUCCGGUCCUCCCGCUCGCCCUCGCCCUCGCCGCCGUGUCGUGGAGGAUGCUGUGAGGCGGGGGGAUGCCGUGAGGCGGGAGGAUGCCGUGAGGCGGGAGGGGCGGUGGGAGGAGGUCGGGCGCGAGUGACCGAGACGACAUGACUUCACGUUUUCCUUUAAACAUUUUUCUUCGUCCGUUGAUUAAAAUCGAGACAAAAAUUCUUUUUCUGUACGUUAAGAGUGCAAUAAAAGACUUGUGGACGU